Messenger RNA from Tetranychus urticae (two-spotted spider mite), 3203 nucleotides. It is a transcript of the gene HisRS, whose product is annotated as histidine--tRNA ligase. Gene Ontology annotation, molecular function: RNA binding; ATP binding; histidine-tRNA ligase activity. NCBI's taxonomy places the organism in Eukaryota, Metazoa, Arthropoda, Arachnida, Trombidiformes, Tetranychidae. The record is from RefSeq and is a predicted model, not a curated record. Gene Ontology annotation, cellular component: cytosol; mitochondrion. Gene Ontology annotation, biological process: nematode larval development; mitochondrial translation; histidyl-tRNA aminoacylation.
GUUUGGUGAUCUUUUGUGAAAUGAAUUUAAUUUCAUUAGCUUAACAUUAAAUCCAUGUAAAUUAACUGAGAAUAUAAUCUUCGAUAGUCUGACCCGUUCUAUAAAGUGUUUUUCUUCAACUUGGAUUGUGAAUUUGGUAAAAAGUAAUCUUGUGAAAUGUUCAUUUAAUUGACAGUUGUCAGUCUGUUGGUUAACCAGAAGUCUUUGGAGUUUUGUUUGGACAUGUCUAUGGAUCAGUCGAAAAAUCGGAUUUACUAUUAUAGACUGUUUUAACAGCUAAUCAGUUGUAAACUAAUUUUAAUUCAGUUUUUGAUGAAAUUUUUUCUUUUUAAAUAAACCGGUGUUUUUGAUUGUAACCUUGUUUGCAGAGCCAUCUGACGAUCUACUGUUACCGGUUGAUAACAAGAGGAAUGAGUACUUUUUUCACAGUCUGUAAACACUUUUUAUGAUUGAAUUGUUUUGUUUUGGAAGAUAGUUGAAACGUCUGCCUUUCUCUCUUUCGACCUGUUUAAAGAGUCUUCAAAAAAGUGUGCAACGACUGUAGAAAACUGUAAACAUUAACUCCAUUUGCCAACGCACAAGUUUUAGUUUUAGUUUUGAAACCAAAGAGUGUUGAUCAAGUUUACCUGCAACAUGGCAAGUCAAAAUGUUAUCAAGUUAAUUUCAAAGGAUCUAAAAAAUGUUCUCAAGCCGCCCAAAGGAAUGCGAGAUUUUGGUCAGCAACAAAUGCUGAUAAGACGAAAGGUUUUUAAGAUUAUUACUGAAGCCUUCAAAAGAAACGGUGCUUUAGCUUUAGAUACUCCAGUUGUGGAAUCUAAGCAAUUGUUGACCGGUAAAUACGGAGAAGAUUCCAAACUUAUUUACGAUCUUGAAGAACUAGAAGGAGAUGUUCUUUCACUUCGUUAUGAUCUCACGGUGCCGUUUGCCCGUCACCUUGCUCAACAUAAAAUUACCAAAAUGACCCGAUAUUCAAUAAAUGCUGUUUAUCGAAGAGAUAAUCCAUCAAUUACCAAAGGAAGAUUUCGCGAGUUUUAUCAAUGUGAUUUUGAUAUUGCUGGUAAAUUUGAACCAAUAGAGCCGGACUCAAGAUGUCUUAAAGUUCUUUGUGAAGUUUUAAACGAAUUAGAUCUUAAAUCCUUUAUAAUUAAGGUCAAUCAUAGGCUACUCCUUAAUGGAAUGUUUGCUGUAGCUGGUGUACCUGAAGAAAAAUUCAAAACAAUCUGUUCAUCAAUCGAUAAAUUGGGAAAGUUGACUUGGGAAGAAAUUAAACAAGAAAUGUGUAAAGAUAAAGGAUUGGCUGAAUCUGUUGCAGAUCAAAUCGGUGAAAUGAUCAAAUAUCACGGUUCAAUAGAGAUGUUGAAUGAACUUCUUUCAAGCGAUUUGGGAAAAAACGUAAAUGCCAAGAAGGGCUUAGAAGAGUUGAAGAUUCUCUACAAUUUGUGUAAAAAUUCUGGUAUCGAAGGAAAGAUUGAAUUUGAUCUGAGUUUAGCAAGAGGCUUGGAUUAUUAUACAGGCGUUAUUUAUGAAGCAGUUCUACAAGAUGAUGGCCUGGAGGUUGGUUCAAUAGCUGCCGGUGGACGAUAUGAUGGUUUAGUUGGCUUACUUUCCGCUGAUAAACAUGAUGUACCCUGCGUUGGCGUUAGUGUUGGAAUUGAGAGAAUAUUGGCUAUUAUCGAAAAACGUUUUAGUGUAGAACCUUCAAUGGAAGUGGAGUGUUUUGUCAUUUCAAUCGGAAAAGGAAUGGUUGAAGAACGGCUCAAGAUAAUUAGAGAACUAGAUGAUGCUCAGAUCAGCGUUGAUCAUUUGGAUAAAGCCAAUCCCAAAUUGUUACCACAAAUUCAAGCAGCUGAAGAGAAAAACAUCCCUUAUAUUGUGAUGCUGGGUGAAAAUGAAUUGAAAGACGGCAUUGUUAAAAUAAGAGAUGUAAAGACUCGUGCUGAAACGCCUAUCGAACGAGCCAAAUUAGUUGAAGAAUUGAAAAAAAUGCUCAUAGAAAAAAAAUCAGAUCUAACUGGAGAUUCUUCUAAAGGUGAAUCUAACAAAAUUACUAGUACAAAUGAUGCAAUCGAUAAAAUAAUGGGUGGAGACGCCAUUGAUGAUGAGAAAAGUAACCAACUGCUUGGUUUAUAUACACCUAAAGGGAUGCAAGAUUAUGAUCCUGAACGGAUGUUGGACCGAGAAGAAAUUUUUAAUACCAUUGAGAAUACUUUCAAACGAUCUGGUGCUCAACCUCUGGAUACUCCGAUUUGUGAAUUGAAAGAAACUCUACAAGGAAAAUAUGGACCAGAAGAAGAAAAGUUGAUCUUCCAUCUUGCAGAUCAAGGAGGAGAGAUUCUUUCCCUUCGAUACGAUCUUACGGUUCCUUUCGCUCGUUUCUUGACUAUGUUUAAGAUGCACAGUAUGAAACGAUAUCACAUUGGUAAAGUUUAUCGGAUCGACAACCCAGAUUGUACCAAAGGAACAUUCCGUGAAUUUUAUCAAUGUGAUUUCGAUAUAGCGGGACAAUCUGAUUCUAUGAUUGCUGACUCAAGAUGUAUCAGAGUGCUUUACAAGUGUUUAAAAGAUGCUGGACUGCAAUCGUUUAUCAUUAAGGUAAACAUGGUUCCAAUUUUGGAAGGCGUAUUUACUUUAGCUGGAGCUCCUGAAAAGUCAUUCAAAACUUUGUUCAUAGCCAUGGACAAGUUGAAAAAGACUUCUUGGGAUGAAAUUAAACAAAAUUUGCUGAAAGAAACUGGUUUAACUGAGGUUAUUGUCGAUAAAAUCAGAGAUUUGAUACAACAUCGUGGUUCUGAAGAUAAGCUGGAUGAAUUAUUGGCCGGUGAAUUAGGAAAGAUCAAAAGUUCUCAAGAAGCUUUGGAAUCAUUAAAGACUCUAUUUAAAUAUUGUCAAGCUCUUGGAAUAGAUAAAGAUAGCAUUGAAUUUGAUUUAAGUCUAUCUAGAGGUUUAGACUAUUACACCGGACUAAUCUUCGAAGCAUCCCUAAAAGAUCCCGUUGAUCACGGGUUUGGCAGUGUAGCUGGUGGUGGUCGUUAUGAUGGUUUGGUUACUUUAUUAGCGGGAAAAAAGCACAAAGUACCGGCAGUUGGAUUUAGUAUCGGCAGUGACAGAUUACUGACCAUUAAAGACUUCCAAAAAAGCAUCCAAGUUAAAGAAUAACUAUAAUAAUUUAUAAAAUUGUCACGAAUAAACUCGAAGUUUCUUAA